AUGUCUAACGGCCCGGUCAACAAGCAAAGAGAGGCCGCAGCACCCUUUCGGGAUGGCGAAUCAGACAGCAUGGACAUAAAUAAGGACAGCAGGCCAGAACACUCGCCUUACGCCAGCCAAGUCUGUGCGGUAUACUUCCAAGGAAAUGGACCCCUCCAUAUCCCUCAUGCACUCCUACAUCAGAGUGUCGAGCUUGCUUCCCGAAACGUCGCGGCAGGCUGUUUCUCUUCGUCAUCACGCGACCUUCACUUGAACGAUAUCGACUACAAUACCGGCCAUGUCCUUAUUCACUUUAUGGCCACCGGCAGGUAUCAAUGCCUGAAGCCACAGGGAGAGACCAUUAUGAUAAGCUAUGCAUCCGAAUUUACAACUGCACUCCGCGUGUACGCCGCAGCCCAAUCCUUUCAAUUGACCUCUCUUCGUGAUCUGGCAAGAAGGGAGAUAAUCGCACUAGGGGACAGGUUGAGCUUACCUUCCUUGGUUAAUAUCAUUGAAGAGUCAAGUCUGUCAUUUCACACUUUGCCGGGAAUAGCCGCGUAUGUUGAGUCGCGCAUCCUUGCUUUUGCGGAGAACAUUACCUAUCCAACUUCAGAAAAGGUACUCUCUGAGAUUGGAACUCCCAAUACGCUCAGCAUGGUACUUUUGAAGGCUAUUCUACUACUCCAAACUUCAAAAGUAUCUUUAUGUAAUAAUUCACUUCGGAAGGAGGAACUCAAAGAGAUUCUCCGAGGUCUCAGCGAUACCGGACCCGUAGUAAAAGGCAAGGCUUCGGAUGUGGAUCGAGUUAUGAGGGAAGCUGAGGAGCAAGCAGCUAAGAGGGCCGCAGAUACAGCUGCUAAAGAAGCGGAAAAGGCUGCAGCUGCCGCUGUUGCCGUGGCGCAAAGAAUUGCUGAGGCUCAGGAGACUGAAGCUGAAGCAGCCCAUGAAGAGGAGGAAAUUGCUUUCUUAUUAGAAAAGAAGGCACGCAAAGGAGGCAGGCUUCUCACAUCAGACCGAGAGAGGCUUUCCGCACUCGAGCAUAAUGCAACAAAGAGAGCUGAAGCUCGAGCUGCUCGUGACAUUGCGGAAGCAAAAACUACCCACGCAUUAAGUGCCCCCGCAGCAGACAAGGUCGAUCUGUCUGAGCCAUCAUUUACAUUUCCCACACUAGAUGAUGACUACAACUCAGUGAAGCCGUCUGUUGACAAGGACAUCCCGGCUCCCGACCAGCCCCACACCAAGAACAAAAAUGAGAGCUUUGCGGAGCAUGCAACCUCGAAUAGCCCUUCAUCGAAUGACAAUGAUUGGCAGUGUAUGGGAAUUUCUCCAUCCUCAGCAUCUGAUGAUUUCGAUCUGAUAGGAUGA
Molecule: messenger RNA, 1344 nt
Organism: Fusarium poae
Lineage: Eukaryota; Fungi; Ascomycota; Sordariomycetes; Hypocreales; Nectriaceae
Exons: 3
Coding region: 1-1344 (447 amino acids)
Source: RefSeq, a predicted model, not a curated record